CUCCAUUCUCGUUGGCGCUGUGCUGUCUGCUGGACAAAAUAACGCAACAGUGAAAAACUGGUUGAUUUUGUGUCGAUUCACGAAUGUGCCAGAGUUUUACAUAGACCAGUGGUGCACACGAGGUGAACAGAGUGUAUAUAAAACGGCAUAUCAGCAGUGACUGCGCUGUCAUUCGCCGGCAGUGCUUACAACUGUGUGUGCAAACGAGUUGGUUCGCGCGAAACACCAGCAGAAGUAGCAGCAGCAACGGAAUAAAACGAAAACGUCAAGUAACAAAGAAAGAAAUACCUACAAAGAGUACUGAAAACGCCAACUAGGUGCGCCUACCUGCUGGCUGCAGUUAAUUGACUGCCAAGUGACUACAGUUGAGGAAUUAAAUCGCAAAGUGAAAAUUGUGUGGUGAAGGAGUUAGAAUUAAACUAGGUUAUAAACAAUGAGACUGACAUAAAUAAUAACAUAGAACAGUUUCUUCAUAACAAAAAUUAGAAAACAUACAAAAAUAGAGCUAAAAACUGUGCGUGCGAGAAAUAUAAGAAUAGUUACCAAAAAUAGUGUGAAAUUGCAACUAGUGCAUUUGACAAGCGUCAGCAGAAAAUUAUACAAAAACAAUACCAACAACACAGGCCAACAAGUGCAAAAAAGACAAAAAUGGAUGCAGACAACAAAAAACCAUUUAAGAUCAAGGAUGUCACGCGAAAUAUUAAGAAGGCCGUCGUCGCUGGCACGCUGGAGGAGUUGCGCUCCAAAGUGGGCGAAAAAUUCGAACAUGCCGAUGAUCAGCUACCGACCAUACAUUUGGAUUCCGAUGGCACUGAAAUUGAUGAUGAGGAGUAUUUUCGUACGUUAGAUGAGAAUACGGAGUUGAUUGCGGUAUUUCCAGGCGAACAUUGGAUUGAUCCCACCAACUAUGUUACCAUAACCAGUCAUAAUCGUGGCAGCAAUAGCGGAAUUGUUGGUGUUGGUGGUGGCGGUGGUGUUGGCGUUGGCGUCGGCGGCGGUGGCAUGGAGCCACCCGGUGAUACCACCGAUGCCGCAGCUGAGACCGCUCGUAUAAAACAGCUAGUGGGACAACUGCAAAAUAACCUGUGUAAUGUAUCGGUGUUGAGUGAUCCGGAUUUGGAUUCUUUAUCGAAUAUGGAUCCCAAUUCAUUGGUGGAUAUAACGGGCAAGGACUUCAUGGAGCAAUUGAAGGAUUCAGGCAGACCAUUGUGUGCAAAGCGAAACGCUGAGGACCGAAUUAACUUGUUAAAGCUGUUGCGCGAGGGUGCCAUCUUUUGUUCGGAACGUUAUCCGGAGGAUGCUGAGGCUAUCGAUAUGGAGAUCAGUCGGCAAUUGAAUAUGGAUGUAGCGCAAACAACAACAACAGUAACAACAAACACGAACACAACAACAACUAUAACAGCGAACACAACCACGGUAAAUAUCGGUGGACUAAUGGCCCAUCAACAGCAGCAGCAACAACAACAACAGACUAAUACAAUAAACAAGACAAUCGAACAAGUGCAAAAUGUAGCAGCAGCGGCAGUAGCAGCAGCUAAACGCAGAGCAGCAAUGGAGGCACAAAUGACCUCAGUCGAUGUGGUGACCAUUGUGGAGACGCAUGUAGCGGCGACGGCGGCGGCGGCGGCAGUGGCAACAACAAAUACAAAAAACAAUAAUCAGCAAAAGACGACGACAGCUGGCGGUAACAACAAUAAUAAAACAAACGAUAUAUGACUACCGAUUUUUAGUAGUAUAACUUGAAAUUUAGAGAUCGCAUGCAAGGAGAAAGGUUAAGCGACGCGUGAAAGGCGAAUUGUAUGUAAAGGGCGCGGCAGCAGCAAAUGCUGGGGGCCUGACAAAUUAUAUUGUAAUCAAGCGGUAAAUCAAUGAACUAUAAUGUAUGCAAUUGAAAUUUAACUUAUGGUUUGUGUGUAUACUUAUGUUGAUCAAAAAAAAAAAAACAAUAAAAAAAGGAAAUAAUGAAUUUUUGGGCAAUAGCAUGCACACCGGGCUUUAGCGAGAAGUGUGGGCAGAUAGGCGACCGAAAAGGCAGAAAUAAAAAAUGCUGAAUAGCAUUAAAAUUUUUCAAAUAAGUAACUAGAGAAGACUACGAAAAAAAAAACAGUAGCACAGCACUCAUAGCGCCAGUCGAUUUAUUGUUUUAAUGAAUAAAAAAAAAA
This is a messenger RNA of Rhagoletis zephyria (snowberry fruit fly), 2162 nucleotides long. RefSeq names its product DNA fragmentation factor subunit alpha-like. The record is from RefSeq and is a predicted model, not a curated record. Lineage: Eukaryota; Metazoa; Arthropoda; Insecta; Diptera; Tephritidae. Gene Ontology annotation, biological process: regulation of apoptotic process; apoptotic process.